Aspergillus aculeatus ATCC 16872 is the source of this 396-nucleotide messenger RNA. RefSeq names its product mitochondrial 54S ribosomal protein uL14m. The record is from RefSeq and is a predicted model, not a curated record. Gene Ontology annotation, molecular function: structural constituent of ribosome; large ribosomal subunit rRNA binding. Gene Ontology annotation, biological process: translation. Gene Ontology annotation, cellular component: mitochondrial large ribosomal subunit; ribosome. NCBI's taxonomy places the organism in Eukaryota, Fungi, Ascomycota, Eurotiomycetes, Eurotiales, Aspergillaceae. The coding region runs from base 1 to 396 and encodes 131 amino acids. The transcript has 4 exons.
AUGAUUCAACUAAAGACGAUGCUGAACUGCAUCGACAACUCGGGCGCCGCCGUGGUCGAGUGUGUCCAGGUCUUGAAGAAGAAGCGCCCCGCCACCGUUGGCGACCGCAUCGUCGUGGUCGUUCAGAAGCAGCGUAGCUUCGGCUCCGACUCGACAGGAAAUUCCGGUAUCGCGAACAAGGUCCGUCGUGGUGAUAUUCGUCACGCCGUCGUCGUUCGCGCCAGAAAGGAAAUGCAGCGCCCCGAUGGUUCGAUCGUCCGCUUCGAUGACAAUGCCUGUGUCCUGAUCAACAAGGCUGGCGAGCCCAUCGGAACCAGAAUGAACGGCGUCGUGGCUACGGAAUUACGAGGAAGACAGUGGUCGAAGAUUUUGUCAUUGGCGCCCAUGCAUGUAUAA